Molecule: messenger RNA, 878 nt
Organism: Chenopodium quinoa (quinoa)
Lineage: Eukaryota; Viridiplantae; Streptophyta; Magnoliopsida; Caryophyllales; Amaranthaceae
Product: RING-H2 finger protein ATL80-like
Exons: 1
Coding region: 219-761 (180 amino acids)
Source: RefSeq, a predicted model, not a curated record
ACCAAAAAGCACCAACAAAAAACAGUCAAGGAUGCUGAAUAUAAACGACAUAAGUCCUAAAAGUUGACUGAACCUCAGAAUAAUUAGGAUGUAAAUGUUUUUAUAUUUUUAUUUUCCUUAAAAAUAAAAUCCUCAAAAAAGCUAACUUCACUUGAUCCACUGCCCUACUCCUAUAUAUAGACAUACAGUCAUUGCUCCAAAGUAUCGCCUUGCAAUUUAUGGAAACUAUUAUCAAUAGAAAAUUCUCACACCUCAAUACAUCAAAAGCAGCAUUCUCAGUAAACUCGAACAUGCUGAUCAUCAUAACCUGCAUUCUCUGUGCCCUCAUUUGUGUAAUGGGACUCAUGGCAGUAACCCACUGCGUGUGGCCCUGCCCUCAGCUUCCUACUACGCGGGGGAAUACUGUUGAAGUGGUUCCCAACAAAUGCUUGAAGAGGGAGAUCAUUGACUCGCUCCCUAGAAAGGUCUUCAAGUCUGGCAGUCCAAUAGCUGCUGCUGAUGCGGCUACAAGUGAGAAUGAUAAAGCAGCAGCAGAGUGUGUGAUUUGUUUGGCUGAGUUUGUGGAAGGAGAGGAGGUUAGGGAAUUCCCAGGAUGUUCCCACGUGUUCCAUGUUGAAUGUAUUGACACGUGGUUGAUUGGGUCCCAUUCCUCCAGCUGCCCUUCCUGCCGUCAAACGCUGGUUGUUGUUGGCCAGUGCCAGACCUGCAGGACCGGUGUAUCUGUGGUGUUUCAACAGCAAGAAGCUGAUUUCUUACCUUAAUUUUGCAUCUUACUCUAUAAUAUCAUACAAGUAGUAUAUAUACUGUUCAUAAAAUAAGAUCUCUCAGAAGAGAGAAUUCUGUUACCACUGCUACUCUGCAAGUUUUCAAAGUGGUAC